Aspergillus niger is the source of this 1548-nucleotide messenger RNA. RefSeq lists its product as uncharacterized. Lineage: Eukaryota; Fungi; Ascomycota; Eurotiomycetes; Eurotiales; Aspergillaceae. The transcript is spliced from 4 exons. Gene Ontology annotation, biological process: transmembrane transport. Gene Ontology annotation, molecular function: transmembrane transporter activity. The coding region runs from base 1 to 1548 and encodes 515 amino acids. Gene Ontology annotation, cellular component: membrane. The record is from RefSeq and is a predicted model, not a curated record.
AUGGCCGCCGAAAAGGAAGUAGAGAAAGUGGGAACAGCUGAGGCUGGGGAUGAUUCGACUUCGAUUGAAGUGGUCAACGCCUCGGGUCACCGUCAGGAAGUCGAACGGAACUUCAGUCUACUGAGCAUUUGUGCCGUUGCUGUUACGACUGGAAAUACAUGGAUUGCUCAAGGUGGCAGUGUGAGGAAGGUCCACGCCGUCGCUAAUCGUGAUUAUAGCAUUGCCGUUUCGGUUUGUUACUGGCUUGUUGCAGCAUCGAUUGCUGAACUGGCAUCUGGAAUGCCUUCUGCGAGUGGAGUCUAUCACUGGGCUUCCAUCACAGCAGGAAAAUAUGGUCGUGUUUGUGGUUUCUUCGCUGGUUUUUGGAACUCCCUUGCCUGGAUUCUCGGUGCUGCCUCCAUGUCCGCUAUCCUAGGGCAGCAGACUGUCUCCAUGUAUGCCCUCAUGCAUCCAGGCUUCGUCCCUCAGGCAUGGCAUAUCUUUGUGAGCUUCAUCAUCUGCACAUGGCUUUGUUGCUGCAUCGUUCUCUUCAUGAACCGGUUUCUCCCGCAUAUCGGUAAUCUUGGGAUGUUCUUCAUCUUGGCCGGUGUGUUGAUCACCAUCAUCGUGUGUGCGGUCAUGCCCCAUGUCAAGGGCACUGGCUAUGCCACAGGCAAAGAUGUCUGGAGCAGUUGGGAGAACGACACCGGAUAUUCUAGUCAGGGCUUUGUCUUUGUUGCCGGUAUGCUCAACGGAGCCUACAGUGUGGGCACCCCCGAUUGCUCGUCGCAUCUUGCGGAGGAAAUUCCUAGGCCAAGCCGUAACAUUCCCAAGGCUGUCCUGGCUCAAAUGGGCGUCGGCUUCAUCACCGGUGUCCUUUACAUGAUUGCCCUGUUCUAUUCGAUCACCGAUCUCAACGCAGUCAUCAACAGCGUCUACGGAUUCCCUCUCGCCGAGAUUUACCGUCAAGCAACAGGAUCUAGGGGUGGUGCAAUCGGUCUGCUUAUCGUGGCUUUCAUACCUACGGUCAUCACUUGCGCUGGUUGUUACAUCACCGCUGGUCGCACUUUGUGGACUAUCUCUCGUGACGGAGCAACUCCUUUCUCUCGCUGGCUCGGACAUAUCAACACACGGAUGCACAACCCUUUCAAUGCCACACUGGUAUGCGGUGGGAUUGUCACGAUUCUUGCUUGCAUCUACGUCGGAUCCACCACUGCCUUUAACGCUUUCGUUGGCUGUUUCGUGCAGCUAUCCAGUCUUUCGUAUUUCGCCGCCAUCUUUCCGCAUGUGCUUACUCGCCGGUCCUCGUUCACACCCGGUCACUUCUGGAUGGGCCGUAUUGGAUAUCUAAUCAAUAUCUUGGCAUGCAUCUACAUUCUCGCCUUUGUUGUGAUCUUCUGUUUCCCUUACGCCUUGCCCACCGAUGCCGCUUCUAUGAACUACGCCAGUCUGAUGACUGGAGGCUUGACGAUCUUCGUGACUGUCUGGUGGCUUUUCCGCAUGAACACCUAUGAGGGACCUAAGUCUAUCCCUAUGACCGAUAAGGUGAUUGUGGCCGACGCGGACUAA